AUGACAUUAUCUGACGAACAAGUUAAAUCUGAGCUUUCUAAAAUGCAAGCCUUUAUUGAAAAGGAAGCUAAAGAAAAAGCUAAAGAAAUUAAAUUAAAAGCAGAUGAAGAAUAUGAAAUUGAAAAAGCUUCAAUUGUAAGAUCAGAAACUGCAGCUAUUGAUUCUACAUAUGAACAGAAAUUGAAAAAAGCAAGUUUAGCUCAACAAAUUACAAAAUCUACUAUUGGUAAUAAAACAAGAUUAAGAAUUUUAUCUACUAAAGAUGAAGUUUUACAAGAUAUUUUUGAUGAUGCUGAAAAAGAAUUGAAAAAAAUUACCAAAGAUAAGAAACAAUACAAACCUGUUUUAAGUGGAUUAAUUGAAGAAGGUUUAUUGGCCUUAUUGGAACCAAAAGUUAGCAUUAAAGUUAGAGAACAAGAUGUUGCUAUUGCUAAAGAAGCAAUUGCAGAUGCUGCUAAAAACUUUGAAGAAAAAGCUAAAUUCAAAGUCGAAGUUACUGUUGAUGAUAAGGAUUAUUUAUCCAAAGACAUUGCUGGUGGUGUUGUAGUUGUCAAUGGUACUGGUAAAAUUGAAGUUGAUAAUACUUUGGAAGAAAGAUUGAAAAUUUUAUCUGAAGAAGCCUUACCUGCCAUUAGAUUGGAAUUAUUUGGUCCAUCAGCUACAAGAAAAUUCUUUGAUUAG
Candida tropicalis MYA-3404 is the source of this 681-nucleotide messenger RNA. It is a transcript of the gene VMA4, whose product is annotated as H(+)-transporting V1 sector ATPase subunit E. Gene Ontology annotation, cellular component: proton-transporting two-sector ATPase complex, catalytic domain. The transcript has 2 exons. The record is from RefSeq and is a predicted model, not a curated record. The coding region runs from base 1 to 681 and encodes 226 amino acids. Lineage: Eukaryota; Fungi; Ascomycota; Pichiomycetes; Serinales; Debaryomycetaceae. Gene Ontology annotation, biological process: proton transmembrane transport. Gene Ontology annotation, molecular function: proton-transporting ATPase activity, rotational mechanism.